UAGAAGACAUAGUCACAUUUGAUGCCAUGUCAUGUCAUUUAUUUACCCACUUCUUCUUCUUCAAUGGAGUAUAUAUCUAAUCAUCUAAUCUAUCUUCUCUUCAUUAAUUCCUGUCUAUGAUAUAAAGUCCAAACCAACACCAUUUGGAGCACCCAACAAAAAUAAAGUCCUCAUUUUUUUCAUCAUCAUACUUCUCUAAAGCCUACCUCCAUAAUACAAGAGAGAGACACAUACAGGGGGGGAAAUUAGCUAACAGGGCAUGGAAGGAUUACAAAGAUCUGCAAUUUCAUUCAGAAGACAGGGUUCAUCAGGAUUAGUAUGGGAAGAUAGAUUUAUAUCAGGUGAAUUAAACAAGAAAGGAGAACCAGCUAAUCAAGAAAGCGGAGAUGAUAAUAAAAAACUUAAACAGGGAGAAGAAGAAGGUGUAGAAUUUAGAGAAUUAAGAUCGAGUAAAAGCGUUGGAUCGAUUGGAGGUAGAAGAUUGAUGCAAAGAAGCCGAUCGAAACAGGAAGAUAAAACGAGAACAAGUACGACAGGGAAAGUUUCGUCGCCUGUGUUAGACCCACCGUCACCUAAAUUAUCUGGUUGUGGAUUUUGUGCUGGUUUUGGCGGUGGUGGUGCUAAAAAACCAUUUGGUGCUGCCGGUGGUGGUGGUGCUAAUCAACGAUCUAAUAAAAAGGGUAAGCGUAAAACAUAAAGAAAUUCCAUGUUAAUUUUACGAAAUCAUGAUUGAUCUUGAUUGAUUGAAGAACUAAAUUAAUUGUGAUCAUCAUCUUCAUCGUUGUCGAUUCUUAUUAAUUUUAAAGUUCUUCAUCAAUCAAUGGAAAAUCACACAGAUAAAUAUAUUUAUGUAUGUAUAAUUUUCGUUUCAAUCUUCAUUUUUCAGUCUUCAUUUUUAGAUUUUAAUUUCAGAAUUGUAGUAGUUUUUGUUGGUUGGAUAAAUUGAUUGAAUUUUGAGGCUGUUUGUCUGUAAAUUUUUAUUUUAUUCUUAUGGUAUGUCGGCACAUUUUUUGA
Molecule: messenger RNA, 1014 nt
Organism: Papaver somniferum (opium poppy)
Lineage: Eukaryota; Viridiplantae; Streptophyta; Magnoliopsida; Ranunculales; Papaveraceae
Exons: 1
Coding region: 260-697 (145 amino acids)
Source: RefSeq, a predicted model, not a curated record